AUGUGCUGCAUGGGCUCUCAGCGCUCGGUGUGGGGAUUCGCCCGAGUUCAGGACGAAGUUCAGGAACGGCGGGUGGGUGAACGCUUCCUUCGCAGCGUGGAAGCGCAGCUACAGAACUGUGUGCACCCUUGCCCGGACAUCUCGGAGGACGGUUGGGAUUGGCCUUGCGACCGGAUACGAUGCGCAAAGGGCUUGGUGGCGUUCAUGCAAGGGGGCUCCGUGGGCCUGUUCUACAUCAUCUCUGGGUUCGUGGUGUCUCUGGGAUAUAGCGCCAGCGCAGCGGUGAGGUUCAGCGCAGGUGAUUUCUGGAUGCGCCGUGUGGGACGACUGGGCCCCACUUCUGUCUUGACAGGUGCCCUUGGGUUUUUCUUCAAAUUGUUCGCGCAUCCUGCUUCCACGCCCGACCUGACAAUCUUGGACUUGGUGCUGUGCUUCACAGGUAUGACAUCUUGGGUCUCGACGUCACCUGUCAUCAAGGAGACGUGGACCGUCUCGACGAUGCUCUUCUUCUACGCCUGCUUCCCCUUCCUGGCCCCGGCGCUGCAGAAGCUGCAGCUGCGGCAUCUCCGCCCCGUGGCCUGGGCCAUGUACGUGCUCCAGGCAGUGGCCAUGUGCUCGGCCGCGCCGCUAACAUUGAGUCACCUGGGCCACAGCGGCUACUGGAUCCGCAUGUUUCCACCCGCACGUCUGCCCGUCUUCAUCAUGGGCGUGUGCGCGGGCUUCGCCCGAACCCGCGCCGGGCAAGGCGAGACCGUGAGCGAAGCCGUGCCCGCCGUGCCCGCCAGCGGCGUUGCCUGGGGAAGCAGGGCAUGCUUGCCGGGUUGGGUCCUGGCCAUGGCGUGGAUGGGUCUCACGGCCGCGGCCACCGUGGUGACGUACUUCUGCUCGGUGCGCCUCUUCCCGCUCCAGUUCUACCUGGAAGUGUUCUUGCCCAUCCUAUUCUACGAGCUCAUCCUCGCAAUCACCAGCGAAGACCGCCUGUCCGGUUUCUUCCGGUCCAGGCCCUUGCGGUUCCUGGGAGGUAUCUCCAUGUGCAUCUACAUGGUCCACCCGCUCGUCAUGGAGGGCGUGGCCCUCGCCCUGGGCAAGAAUCUGCAGGUCAAGUCCCUGCCCUGGUGGACCCUGCUGGUGGCCGUGCCGUCCUCGAUUGUGCUGGGCUGGCUGCUCACAGCACUCUUCGAGAGGCCCGUCUCCAGGUGGUUCCGAGCCGGGUACGAGCAGGUCAGCGCCAAGGAGUUGUAUCUGGUCGCCGAAACGCGAGCAGUCGGUGCGGAGACUGCUGAGAACCUGGUAGACCUGCUUGGAACUCAGUAUGCACUAACCGUGAGAGAUUGCCAGCUCCGAUCAUGUGUUGGACAGAAGCUCCGCCGAAGGCGAGACCCAGGCCGCCGGGAGCUUUCAGACGGGAUUGUGGCACCGCUGAGGCACUUUGACAAUGCAAGCUCCUUGAGCUUGUCAGCCAAGCAAUCGAGACUGCGGGUCUACAUUGACAGGGCCGCGUCAGUAUGCCCAGCAGCGGAUCGCAUUAUCGUCUUGCAGAAGUGGCGCGAAUUGCUGAUGAUCAACCCUGAUGCAACAGCCGCAGGGCGACAACUGAUUGCAGAGGCCGGAAAAGAUGUCGACCACAAUGAUGCUUGGCAAAUUUUGCAAGAUCACUUUGCUCGGAAAUCCACAUCAACACUGAGGACAAGGGUCAAUUCGUUGUGCUUGUUCUGUAAGUGGUUCAAGAUUGAAUUCCCAAACGAACUUGCUAUUCCGCCAAGUGAAGAAGGUGUAUACAGUUACUUGUGUCACCUGCGAAGGGUCGAGUCUCCCCCCAUGCGGGGCUCUACCUUUAUGGCUUCGCUUGCGUUUCUAUCGGGUUUUCUUGGCAUGAUUGAAGCUGCGCAAGCAGCUUUCUCCCAGAGAGCCCUCGGAGUCGCGCACUUGAUGUGUGUCAACAAAGCGCCGCUCAAGCGAGCGCCAGUUUUGACUGUUCCGAUGAUAUGUGCCUGGGAACUGACUGCAGUCUACGAGGCUGAGUUGUGCACCCGAGCAUUUGCAGGGUUUGCCACGCUUUUGCUGCUUGGAAGGCUGCGUUGCUCUGAUGGGAACCGAUUAGAGUGUGGUUCGGUUGAGGGAGACUUCCUUGAAGGCAAUCUUAUGAAAGUCAAAACGGCAAAGACGAAGGAGAAACAGGUUACAUUCCUGCCUGCUGUCAUUCCAACAAUGGGCCUGUUGGGCCUACCGUGGCUGAGUUCUUUCUUGUCAGCACGAGCUCAGCUAGGACUGAAGUCGCUCCCUACAGAGCGUGACAGACGAGCUCAGAGUGUUGCGACGCACAAGUUUGUUCUCUUUCCCAGCGAGGCUUCAGUUUCGGCGGACAGGCAGUCGGCAAUCAGUGCUGCCGAUGUAUCUCAACGUUUGCGUGAAGUUUUGUCUAAGCUGUUGAACUAUGAUGAGGUGCAGGGUUAUUCAAGCCACAGUCUGAAGGCAACGAUGCUUAGCAUGUUCAACAAAUAUGGCGAGAGUGACUAUCUCGAUGAGGCACAGCUGCUCCGGUAUCAUGUCCUACAAGGGCGGCAGUCAGCCCUCAAUUACACUCGUGACUGUCUGGCGAAGCCGAUGAGAGUUUUCAUGGACAUGUUUGAAUGCGUGGCUGAAGGAUCCUACAUGCCGGACAACUCCCGCGGCCGCCUUUUCCCCGAGUUCGCGGAUCGCGUCUGUGCGAUGACUCAGUUUGAAGAGCAUGCAAAGAAGUCUGUGGACCAAGCCAUUGAAGUACUCACUGGAGAGGGUUUUCUUCGUGCGGCUCGCAAACCUGAUGCGCCAGAGAGUGAUCAAGCUAACAAGCACGGUGAUGUGCUAGAUGAGGGUGUCUCAUCCAAGGCCCGUCCGGCGGUGAUGCCACAGGUGGGCGGAGAGGUGCACAGCCCCAGUCCCCACUCCCUGGUGUUUGUCCCAAUGUUAGACUCCCAGGCCAUAUUCGAAGCCCGUGCACGGGAGAUAGGCUUCACAGACACAGAAAUCGCUGUCUUCAAGCAGCAGGGCUGGGACACGUUCGGGAGGUUGGCCUUCGCUAAGAACUACACGGCAGGCCAGGCCGACGACAAGCCUCUCAUAGAGCUGGCUCAGGUCAUUACGGGAGUACCUCGCCUCCUGCAAACCGAGUACCUCUCGUUCGCCAGCCAUUCUCUCAUCGACGCGGUGGUGCAGAUGUACGAUGAAAAUCAGCUCAGGUACCUCCGGUGGGACCAAUGUACGAAACGCGACCAAGAACUUAUGGGGACCAAGUCGGACCCCAUGUGGCGGCCCGACGCCAAUGGCCACAUCAAGGAAGUCAAAAUGCCCGUUGAGCUGAAAGCAAAUACCAGCACGGAUCUCAAACUGAAGUUUGCGUUGCAGCGUAGGUCCCUCGCUUUUGACCAAAGUCGUCUCAUCGACUACGACAAGAUGGAGCGUUGGGCCCAAGUCCUCCUCGACGCCUUCUUGGAGAUCCCGCCGGCAGGCUAUGCUAAGGUGAGCGUCGAGCAAGUCCACAACGCCGAUCUGGCGCUGUUCAAGUGCAUGAUGAAAGAGACUAGGUCAGGCAUCAAACCUUUGGCGGAUGGUACACUGCCAAUCGAAACAGCUAUCCGUGCGGCCAUCUCUGCCCCUGAAGUCCGCCUCUGCUUGCAGCCGCUACCCUUGCAGUCAGGAGCCAGGCGCAAGGCCGAUGAUGCUGUUCUUGAGGACACCACUUCUGUCAAGCGCAGGGGCGAAGCGUCAAAAGCCCGAACCGAAGAAGAGCGACUCAAGCGCCAGGAAAGGGGGGCCGCAAACGACUCGGGCGUGGUGCGGAUGCCGAAUCGCCUCAUCGGCUACUCGGCCACGAAGCCGGAUGGUGAGCCGGUUUGCUUCGACUACAACCUGGACGGCUGCUCUGACGCAGCCGCAGGAGAGAAGUGCCGCAAAGGCUGGAACAAGCCAUCCCUUGCGUGA
Messenger RNA from Symbiodinium natans, 3960 nucleotides. The record is from the annotation of a GenBank genome assembly. NCBI's taxonomy places the organism in Eukaryota, Dinophyceae, Suessiales, Symbiodiniaceae.